UCCAACACGAGUGCAUCCCACAGGCCAUCCUGGGCAUGGACAUCCUGUGCCAGGCCAAGUCUGGUAUGGGCAAGACGGCUGUGUUUGUACUGGCCACCCUGCAGCAGAUUGAGCCUGUGGAYKGGCAGGUGAGUGGACGGCCAUAUUAUUUUCCUAUCGUCUCUCCCUCAGACAUGAGGCGUGAUGUUCAGGACAUCUUCAGGCUCACACCCCACGAGAAGCAGUGCAUGAUGUUCAGCGCCACCCUAAGCAAAGAGAUCCGCCCUGUCUGCCGCAAGUUCAUGCAGGAUCCCAUGGAGGUGUUUGUGGACGAUGAGACCAAGCURACGCUGCACGGCCUGCAGCAGUACUACUGCAAGCUGAAGGAUAGCGAGAAGAACCGCAAGCUCUUCGACCUGCUCGACGUGCUCGAGUUCAACCAGGUGGUGAUCUUCGUGAAGUCUGUGCAGCGCUGUGUGGCUCUGUCUCAGCUGCUGGUGGAGCAGAACUUCCCUGCAAUYGCCAUCCACAGGGGCAUGGCUCAGGAGGAGAGGCUUUCCCGGUACCAGCAGUUCAAGGACUUCCAAAGGCGGAUCCUGGUGGCCACCAACCUGUUUGGCCGAGGGAUGGACAUUGAGCGCGUCAACAUCGUCUUCAACUACGACAUGCCCGAGGAUUCCGACACCUACCUGCACAGAGUGGCCCGUGCAGGCAGGUUCGGGACGAAAGGUCUGGCCGUGACCUUUGUGUCCGACGAGACUGACGCUAAGACCCUGAACGAUGUGCAGGACCGCUUUGAGGUCAACGUGGCAGAGCUCCCAGAAGAGAUUGACAUCUCCACCUACAUUGAACAGUCCAGAUGAAAGUCGCCCCCUGACCAGUGAAGACGACAUGUCCGUGCCCCUCUGUCUCGGUCUUUUUUGGAGAGGGAGAAUAAAAUAAUCAUUUUUUAKUUCUUUUUUUAAAUGCCUCUCCCUGAUCUCCCAGUUCAUUAAGCAUCACUUUUUAUUUGAUUUUUAUCCUAUCCUCCCAAGGCUGCAGUUUUAAUGUUAUUUUCCCUGUUAAUGGUGGUUGUUUCUAUUUUUGCUUAAUGAAAUCAUUGACAUUAAAAUGUUUUAUACAAUGUUA
Messenger RNA from Salvelinus sp. IW2-2015, 1107 nucleotides. Its product is annotated as ATP-dependent RNA helicase DDX39A. Gene Ontology annotation, molecular function: RNA helicase activity; RNA binding. NCBI's taxonomy places the organism in Eukaryota, Metazoa, Chordata, Actinopteri, Salmoniformes, Salmonidae. Gene Ontology annotation, biological process: mRNA export from nucleus; mRNA splicing, via spliceosome. The record is from RefSeq and is a predicted model, not a curated record.